Messenger RNA from Rhagoletis zephyria (snowberry fruit fly), 1389 nucleotides. Its product is annotated as mitochondrial ornithine transporter 2. Lineage: Eukaryota; Metazoa; Arthropoda; Insecta; Diptera; Tephritidae. Gene Ontology annotation, cellular component: mitochondrion. The record is from RefSeq and is a predicted model, not a curated record. Gene Ontology annotation, biological process: mitochondrial L-ornithine transmembrane transport. Gene Ontology annotation, molecular function: L-ornithine transmembrane transporter activity.
GUCGGCAAAAUAAAGCGCGAGCAAUACACAUACAUACGAUUGGAGUCGCUUGGCGCAGUAUUCCAGAGCAGUCAUCAAGUAGCGGUCGCACUCAGCUGAUCAUUCAGAUAUUUCAUCAUCCAGCCACGACAACGUGUACGCUGUCAAAUCUCGAAAGUUUCAUUUCACGAUUAAAGUGGUCACAUACAUACAUAGGCUUGGAAGAUAAGCUUUUGAAGUGUGGAAAAUUGUAGACGCCGCUGCUAGUCGAAAGCUGUUGAGCGGCGAAACUAUUGAUUUAUCUUUAAACACAUAUUUUAAGUAAAGUUAGUGGAAAAUGUUUUGGGAGAAAAAAGAACCGGAGCCACCACCGCCACCUAGUGUUUUGCGUAGUCGAUUCAUUGAGUUUGUGGCGGGGUCAUUGGGUGGCGCAGCGCAGGUGUAUGUCUCCCAGCCGUUGGACACUGUCAAGGUUAAACAACAAACAUUUCCAUUUCUCUACAAGAAUAUGUUUGAUUGCUUCGUUAGUACCUACAAGAAGGACGGCAUCAUCCAUGGCCUGUAUGCGGGUAGUGUUCCCGCAGUAAUCGCCAAUGUCGCUGAGAACUCUGUGUUAUUCGCUGCCUAUGGUGGUUGUCAAUCAUUUGUAGCAUAUCUUGUUGGAAAGACACACACUAAUCAAUUGAAUACAACAGAAAAUGCUUUUGCUGGCUUCUUUGCGGCAUUUUUCUCGACAUUCGCGCUCUGUCCAACGGAGUUGGUUAAGUGUAAAUUACAGGCGAUACGCGAGUCGGCGGAAUGUUGUCCAGGCAUACCAGCUAACGAACAUAUCACACCAUGGAAGCUAACUAGAAUUAUUUACAAAACAGAUGGUAUUCCCGGCUUUUUCCGCGGUCUUACGUCAACUUUUAUGCGUGAAAUGCCCGGCUACUUUUUCUUCUUUGGCAGCUAUGAGGCAACGCGCGAAUUUCUUACAGAGCCCGGACAAUCAAAGGACGAGAUUGGUCCACUUAAUACAAUGAUUGCUGGCGCUGUUGGUGGCGUUAUGCUGUGGACUUCGAUUUUCCCUGCUGAUGUUAUCAAGAGUCGCAUACAAGUGCAGAAUCUGAAUCGUGGCAUGUUGUCUGUGGGUCUUGAUAUUUUACGCAAAGAAGGCAUUUGGGCGCUUUACAAUGGACUGUUGCCUUCAGUGCUGCGCACCAUACCGGCAACCGCAACACUAUUUGUAGUCUAUGAAUAUACGAAAAAGACGCUUCACCAGCACUUAGAUGCGCUGAACGUUCCGAAGGAUGGAAACAAGAAAUAGUAGUUUGUCAUAAUUACUUUUAAAUUGUGUUCCUUACAUAUGUAUGUCUGUAUGCACAGAAUUCGCUAAUUGAUUUUGACAUACAUACUCAUUUGUAAAUUUAU